GCCAACAUGGAAGGAAGUAAAGAGACAGCUCCAUCGAAUGCACUUUUAAAAGAUGAAUGCUAUGCAGAUUUCUGUAAAGAGGACUUUGACGUGAAGACCUACACUGCUCAGGCCAUUCACCAUGCGGUCAUUGCAGAGCAGCUGGCAAAACUGGCCCAGGGCAUCAGCCAACUGGACAAAGAGCUGCACGUACAGGUGGUAGCGAGACAUGAAGACCUGUUGGCUCAGGCAACCGGCAUUGAAUCCCUGGAAGGUGUGUUGCAGAUGAUGCAGACCAGGAUCACAGCUCUGCAGGGUGCGGUCGACAGGAUAAGGACUAAAAUUGUCGAUCCGUACAAUAAGAUCUUGGCCCGGACCGCGCAGCUGGCCAGGUUGCAGGUGGCCUGUGACCUGCUGCGCAGGAUCAUCCGCAUCCUGUACCUGAGCAAGCGGCUGCAGGGCCAGCUGCAGGCGGGAAGCCGCGAGGUCGCCAAGGCAGCGCAGAGCCUCAGCGAGCUGGACUACCUGUCGCAGGGGGUGGAUCUGUCCGGGAUCGAUGUCAUCGAAAACGACCUCCUGUUCAUCAGCCGCGCCCGCUUGGAGGUGGAGAACCAGGCCAAGCGUCUGCUGGAGCAGGGCAUGGAGAUCCAGAACCCCACGCAGGUGGGAACGGCACUCCAGGUCUUCUACAACCUGGGCACCCUGAAGGAAACCAUCAGUAACGUGGUGGACGGCUACAGAGCCGCCAUCGAGGAGAAUGUGGCCAGCGCCCUGGACAUCAAGGUGUUGACCCAGCCUGGAAGCACCAGAGGUGGACCAGGCCGAGCUGUGAUGCCGACUCCAGGGAACACAGCAGCAUUCAGAGCUACUCUCUGGACUAACCUGGAGAAGCUCAUGGACCAGAUCUGUGCAGCCUGUGGACAGGUGCAGCACCUCCAGAAGGUGCUGACCAAGAAGAGAGACCCUGUCACCCACGUGUGCUUCAUAGAUGAAAUCGUCAAGGACGGACAAGCGGACAUCCUGUACACAUUCUGGAACUCUGUCACCCAGAUUCUUUCCGUGGAGUUCCAGAAGGCGACCAGCGCCUCCUCAUUCUUGAAGCAGACCCUUGAGGGGGAGUACCCGAAGCUUUUGAGACUCUACAACGAGCUGUGGAAGCGUCUGCAGCAAUACAGCGGCAGCAUCCAGGGGGCGAUGACGAGCAGCGGAGGCCUGGACCUGCCCGUGGAGCUGCCCGCCUCUGACCUCGAACCCCAGAAUCUCUUCAUGCACGCCAAGCAGGACUAUGACCCGGAAAAGGCCCUGAAGGACUCCCUCCAGCCUUAUGAAGCUGCCUACCUGUCCAAGUCCCUGUCUCGCCUCUUUGACCCCAUCAACCUGGUGUUCCCUCAGGGGGGGCGCAACCCUCCCUCCAGCGACGAGCUGGAGAGCAUCAUCAAAACCAUCGCCAGUGAGCUAAAUGUGGCGGCGGUGGACGUUGUCCUGACCCUGGCCGUAGCCAAGAACGCCGCCAAGACCGUCCAGCUCUUCUGCGUGAAGUCGGAGCAGCUGCUGUGCACGCAGGGCGAUGCCAGCCAGGUCAUCGGGCCCCUGACAGAGGGACAGAGGCGCAACGUGGCGGUGGUCAACUCUCUGUACAGGCUGCAGCAGUCGGUGGGAAAGGUGAUCUCUGGGUUAACUAACUUCCCGCCAGCCGCAGAGGAGUCCCUCACCACUGCAUUGGAGUCGGUGCAUGCCCUGAUGGGUACGGCCGUUCAGCCUCUGCUCCUGUCUGUCAGUGACUCCGUCGAGGCCAUCAUCAUCACCAUGCACCAGGAGGACUUCUCUGGGCCUCUCUCUGCUCCGGGUAAGCCGGAGGUGCCCUGCUCUCUCUACAUGAAGGAGCUGCAGGGUUUCAUCAUGCGUGUGAUGAGCGACUACUUCCGCCACUUCCAGUGCCUGGACUUCAUCUACGACAACACGGAGGCCAUCGCCCAGCGCGCCAUCGAGCUGUUCGUCCGCAACGCCAGCCUGCUGCGGCCCCUGGGGGAGGGCGGCAAGAUGAGGCUGGCAGCCGACUUCGCACAGAUGGAGCUGGCGGUGGCACCGCUCUGCAGACGGGUGUCCGACCUGGGCAAGGCCUACCGCCUGCUGCGGUCCUUCAGGCCUUUGCUCUUCCAGACCAGUGAGCACAUCGCCAGCAGCCAGGCUAUAGGAGACCUCAUUCCCUAUAGCACCAUCCUGCACUUCCUGUUCACACGAGCCCCCGCUGAACUCCGAUCUCCCCACCAGAGGGCGGAGUGGUCCAUCGCACGGUACUCCCAGUGGCUGGAUGAUCAUCCCUCAGAGAAGGACCGGCUCACUCUCAUCAGGGGCGCGCUGGAGGCCUAUGUGCAGUCAGUGAGGGCGCGACAGGGGAAGGAGUUUGCACCAGUGUAUCCCAUCAUGCUCCAGCUGCUGCAGAAGUCCGCCACCGCCGUGUAGGACCUGACUGCUCCGACAACACUUCCCAGGUCACCAAGUUCACCUCGACAUUUGAGAGAAGAUGCCCCUCCCCUCCUGUACGUUAUGAGUAGCGCCCCCCUAACGUUUAACCUUUAAGCCUUGAUGAGCUCAAACUCAGCCCUGCUUUAGUGAGGGUUGAGAUUAUGUGAUUAUGUAUAAAGGUGACCAGUUUCAGUCACAUAAGUAAUUCUGUUUUAUUACUAUUGAUUUGUUCUUUCUUGCAGUUUUGGCUCUAUAAACAUCACUACAAACUGUCUAUACGUUA
Molecule: messenger RNA, 2728 nt
Organism: Megalops cyprinoides (Indo-Pacific tarpon)
Lineage: Eukaryota; Metazoa; Chordata; Actinopteri; Elopiformes; Megalopidae
Gene: cog5
Product: component of oligomeric golgi complex 5
Exons: 22
Coding region: 7-2442 (811 amino acids)
Biological process (GO): intra-Golgi vesicle-mediated transport
Cellular component (GO): COG complex
Source: RefSeq, a predicted model, not a curated record